Molecule: messenger RNA, 4976 nt
Organism: Gymnodraco acuticeps
Lineage: Eukaryota; Metazoa; Chordata; Actinopteri; Perciformes; Bathydraconidae
Gene: flrt1a
Product: fibronectin leucine rich transmembrane protein 1a
Exons: 3
Coding region: 814-2871 (685 amino acids)
Molecular function (GO): protein binding
Source: RefSeq, a predicted model, not a curated record
UUUUCUCCCUCUUUUUUUUCGGAAAAUACAGCAGCAUCUCGGGGGUAAUUUAUUCAGUGCAAAUAGCGGAUAUAGUUGAGAGCCAGCAGAUUUUUUUUGUGUCAGAGGUGCACGGAUGAGCAGGCACGGACCGGUCCGGUGACUAAUUGUCAUAAUAAGGCGCGCAAGUUCGCCAGCGACUCGGGCACGUUUUUUAUUUAUUUCUCCGUAUUACCAUGUAGCAGUGCCGCAGCGGGGAGAUAAUCGGGCGGAGGGAGCAGUUACAGAGAGAGGGAGAGAGAAAGGAGCACAUGAUCACACAGGCUACCCAGUCACUGAUCAACUGGAGCAUUCAUAAUUGCGCUGGCGACAACAUAUGGGAAUACAACAAGGCGAGAUUGUGGUCACACCUGCUUCUGGAGGACACCGGAGGACCCGUGCGGGGGGAAAAGGGCGGCCAGAAUCUGAGGGACUUUGCAUCAAACACAGCGGAGAGAAAGCGUGGCAUCCGAACGAAGCUUCAUCCGGUAGAGAACCGAUCUGAAGCCAGCGGAGACAACUGAUCGACACCAAGGCUGAACAGAAAAACACAGAAGAAGGAGCUGUGUCUGAAAACGCACCCCUACGCACCAGAGUUUAUGGACUGCAUGUCAACAAAAUCCGGAGAAAAUACAGCCCGCUGACUUUGAAGGAGCCGUGUUGGGAAGUUUGUGCAAAUGGUGUCACAGCACCUCCUCCCCUGGAAGCCUCACAAAAAGAUGGAGCUCACAGGAAUCCAGCUCACUGCAAGAAUUUGAGGAUUGACAACACACCUGGAAAAGUGAGACAGUGCUUAUGUUCACCAUAAUGGCACCUGUAGGUGUGGCUAAGCUUCGGGCUCGGCUCUUCCUGCUGUUUCUUUGCUUGACACUACGUGCUGGCAUGCUUCAGUUUGCCUCAGCCACGAUACAAGGGUACAUUGGAGACAGGGACAUGAUAUGCCCAUCCGUAUGCAGGUGCGAUGAGGACUUUAUCUACUGUAAUGACCGUGGUCUGAGCUCCAUCCCAUCACUUCCUCCUUCGGCGUCCGUCCUCUACCUUCAGAACAACCAGAUAAACAACCCGGGUUUGCCCACGUCCUUGGAGCGCCAGCUUGCCAUCCGUGUGGUCUACUUGUAUGAUAAUGAACUGGACGAAUUCCCUGUGCACCUGCCACCAUCCAUCCGUGAACUGCAUUUGCAGGACAACAACAUACGCACUAUUCCUCGUAGUGCACUGGCUAGGAUGCCCUUGCUAGAGAAGCUCCACCUGGAUGACAAUUCAAUUUCCACUGUUAGCAUCGAGGACCAGGCCUUCGCUGACAACCCACGGUUGCGCCUACUUUUCCUUUCACGCAACCACCUGUCCAGUAUCCCUUCAGGACUGCCUGCCUCCCUGGAAGAACUCCGUCUAGAUGACAACCGGAUCUCCACAAUCCCUACCCACGCCUUCAGAGGGCUUUCCUCACUUAGGUGUCUCGUCCUGGACGGAAACCUUUUGGCAAACCAGCGCAUUGCCGAUGACACAUUCUCCCGCCUUGCCAACUUGACCGAGUUGUCCCUAGUCCGUAACUCCCUCCAGACCCCACCGGUCAACCUGCCCAGCGCCCAUCUGCAGCGCCUGUCUCUACAGGAAAAUGCCCUGACUCAUAUGCCACGUGGUUCCUUGGAUGGUAUGCACAGGCUGCUUAGAUUGGACCUGUCAGGAAACAAUCUGACAACCCUACCGAGGGGACUGUUCAAAGACCUAGAUAGCCUGGGCCAGUUGCUGGUGCGAGGCAAUCCCUGGCACUGUGGCUGCAACCUGCGUUGGCUGUAUGACUGGCUGCAUGCCCGCGGUAACACCAUCACUGUCAGAGGCCUCAACUGCCAUGGACCUGACAGGGUGCGAGACAUGGCUUUGAAAGACCUGGCCAGCGAGAUGGAGGAGUGUGAGUUGGUGAGGACUGCGGGGACCAGAGACAGAGUGGGCGGAGGUGGAGUCGAUACCUCUACCACUCACACCCCUCCACAGGGCUCUCUCUUCACCCUUCGAUCAAAGCGACCUGGCCUCGGGCUUCCUGACUCUGGCUUAGACUACACUCUCAGCAGCAGCGGAGUGGGGAAGAGCCUGGCCCUCAAUGUGAAGCCUCUCUCGCACAACAGUGUCCGUGUUACCUGGAGCGUGGCCCAACCCAGCUCGUCCUUUAGGCUGAGCUGGCUCCGACUGGGAACUGGGAACGCAAUGGGAUCAAUUACAGAGACUCUGGUCCGGGGGGACCGUCGUGAGUACCUGCUUACCUCCCUCCAACCACGCUCCAGUUACAUUAUUUGCAUGGUGCCCCUGGCUGCAAGUUCUGAAAGCAAGGGAGCAAUUUCUGGAGAUGCUGACCCCGAUGAAGCUCUUGUGUGUGCAAAAGCUGAAACGUCUGACCCCACCCCUUUGGAGGAGGAUGAGAAUGAAGACUCAAAGCAGAUGACAGUUCUGCCCUUGGCAGGGAUUGUUGGUGGGGCUACCGCCAUUGUGUCCUUGGCUCUUAUUUUUGGCAUCUUCUGCUGGUAUGGACAUAGGACUGGGCAUUUGUGCACCCGUGACCACUACACUCGCAAACACUCGCGAAAAAAGAAGAGCUGUGAUGACUAUAUUGAGUCAGGCACCAAGAAGGACAAUACCAUUUUGGAGAUCCGCAGUCCAGGGUUCCAGAUGACGCCACUGGCAGCCGGCCAGCCAAUGCAGCCUAAACCCCUACGAGAGGAUUACAUCAUUCAUACCAUAUACCCCUCUAAUGGCACUGGCCUGUACAAAGGAGACAACCAUGUUUCUGAUGCAGGUCAUGGCACCAACCGCGGUUAUAGAGAAGGAGGAAUCCCAGAUAUAGACUACUGUUACACAUGAUGUACUAUAUAUCCAGUUCAGUGUUAUUGGUAAACUGUAUGGAUGCACAAUUUCCGUUAGCAUGGACACUUAUGAAGCACCCCUCUGUGCCUUCUUCUACUGGUAUCUCAUUCCAAAAUAUCUGCUGUUCACUGCACUGAGAGUACUGUAUGUGAUUAACUGGAACUGAAACCUUGUGGGAACAGAUCACUGCAGGAAGCAGCAGCCAGAGUCCCAGGUGUGAAUGCACAGCUGACUGUUUCCUUACCAUCUUAGUAAAGGCCUGUGUAUGCUUUCUUUUCUGCUCUUUCCAUGUGACAUGUAAGCAAAGAAUGUAUACACUGUGGAAAGGUCAAACUUAUAAGCAUAUGUGCAGGUAGGGUUCCUCUCACACACAGGCGCCACAGCAGGCAAUUCAAAAUGGAUUAGGAAAUGAUGACCUAACAUUUUUGGUAGUAUUUUCCUGCUCACUGGUCAUACACAGUAUGUAGUCGUAUAAAGUAAUUUUUCAAAAUGCCUCAACUAUAUUGAUGUGCCCUACCAGCUAUCCAAGGAAAGGGCUUUGUAAAGCUGUGAAUUGUUCUAUUUCAAACAACCCAAUAACCACUUGUCUUAAAGUAGGCUUGUUAUUACCUUAUUCAGUAGUUGGCAGAGUGAAGAUCUUAUCAUGGCUGGUCAGCCUUGGUUAUACCUCUCCAGAUCAUUCACCUAAGAUCAGUAUUUUAGUGUUGCGUCAGAUGAGGUGCAGCACAAGCGUGUAGAUAAUUCACUGAGGUACUGACUGGGCUGUGUUUGGAAAAUGCUUUGCUAUUUUUAUCCGUGGUUUGUUAAGUAAUCAAAACCUGCACAGCUCUCUUUAUUUAUUUUGUCCCGUAUGUGAUACUUUUUGUCUUUACUAAAAUUGCUUUUAAUUUUUGCACUCAUGUAACUGAUGAAACCCAGCUUUGAAGAUAGUGGAUUUAAAUCAACAAAAUAAGAGAUGUGAAGAAAAUAACAUGAAGGCCAAUUGCAGGUUAAUGUUUAAUGAAAUGCAGCAUAGUUAAUUCUUGAUUCAGAAUGUUUAUAAAAUGUAAUUUGAAAAUUAGACCCCAAAAGACAAGCAUGUAAGUCACCUGAGACUGUAGAGACCAGCCUGUAUCCCUCUUUUCCCAUGUUGUGCCUGUGUGCUUAACCUGUGACUUCAGUUGAUAACUUUUGGUUACAAAAUGUUUCCUCCACACACCUAAAGCGACAACAGCAUGCACAGAGAAUCCAGUCUGGACAAAUGUGGAUCCUCCUGUGCGAAACAGACUCUUGUGAGUGAACCCUGAAAUGAUGGCGAGAAUUGUGAGUGAAACUGAGGAGACUCAAACCGCAACACUGUUGACCUGCACUGUGGAGCGGUGGCCAAGCUGAGAGUGGGUGGAUGGACUAUCGGGGGACUCUUGAAGGCGGGGUGGCUCCUCCGUGGAUGAGUUCAUUGAUGUUUGUUUUAGCAAUGGUAAAAGGCCUCCACUCAUCCCACCUCUUUUAUUACUGAGCAGCACUACAAAUGUAAAUGUAUUAGCACUUAGCAGGGAUAAAUGUUAUGACAGGCGCGGUGAGACGGAGGCUAAAGAAACUUUUAAAGAUGGAGAAUUGAUGGCUCUGGCGCAGUGGAGUUCACCCAUGCAUAAAUCUGUUUGUCAUACUCAGCUUCUCCCCCUUGGGUUUAAUAUUGUCCAUCAGUUGUUUACCACUGUGUUGCUUCCAAAGGGGAAACCAAUUGUGCUUCCUCGACUGUUGUGUCCGCCGGAGUUUUACCAUGGUGUCAGGCAACCUGUCAGUGGAAUGUAUAUUUUUCCUUGCAUCCGAAAUCACUGGCUACAACAUCUUACUGGCCCGGCUAAUUAUUUUUUUUCUUGGGGAAUGUUGAUAUAGUGUAAUUGCUAUUUUACAGUGGAUCUACAUGUACUUCCUCAUCAUUUGUAUAAAAUAAAACAAUGGCCACAGCCACAUCAAUAUUUUUUUCUGGUGAAAUUAUAGAAAGUAAUGGUGCCAUAACUUUGCGUAAAAAAAAUAUGAAAUGUGAACCUGAGAUCUGUGUGGAAUUUGCUUUAUAAAUUCAUCUUCAGAGGGGAUCAAUAAAAAGUUUUAUAAUCUUGUUA